Molecule: messenger RNA, 1961 nt
Organism: Puccinia graminis f. sp. tritici CRL 75-36-700-3
Lineage: Eukaryota; Fungi; Basidiomycota; Pucciniomycetes; Pucciniales; Pucciniaceae
Exons: 11
Coding region: 1-1767 (588 amino acids)
Biological process (GO): mitochondrial translation; glutaminyl-tRNAGln biosynthesis via transamidation
Molecular function (GO): glutaminyl-tRNA synthase (glutamine-hydrolyzing) activity
Source: RefSeq, a predicted model, not a curated record
AUGCUCAAGAAUUCCUUAGGACGUAUCCCGAGCAAGCGACGAUUAAUCGAUGCUCGAGUAACACGACCCGAUGGAGCAGCCCGAUUGAUCUGCAGGCGAAAUUCUCAUAUCUCAGAGGAAGGGGACAUCAACAGUGGCAGAUAUCAUCGACUGGCCACUGCUAACUCAUCAUCCAAUCAACAGCCACCUAUUCGAUCAAACUCGCACCAGAUAUCAUCUACCAGCUCAGAUCCUCCCUUGCCCGCCAUCGGUCUCGAACUCCAUGUCCAAUUGGCUAGUGAUUCUAAACUGUUUUCUUCAGCCAAUCCGCCCACAGCAGACCAAGAUAGCAAUACCAAUCUCGCUUUAUUUGAUGCCGCAACUCCCGGUACACAGCCAGUAUUGUCAUCAGAUUGUCUGAGAUUGGCAUUAAUUGCAUCACUAGCACUGGAAUGUAAAAUCAAUCGAAAGACGAGCUUUGAUCGGAAGCAUUACUUCUAUCCCGACCUUCCGGCUGGCUAUCAGAUCACCCAACAUUACUCCCCAAUCGCAUCGGAUGGAAAAGUAUUGAUCACUCCAGAGGACGGAGCUGACCGGUCAUUCGAAGUCCGCAUCACUCAACUCCAACUAGAACAAGACACUGGAAAGUCGACCAUCGAUCCAUUAUACCCUGGCCAAACACUGAUCGAUUUGAAUCGAAGCGGAGUAGCCUUGAUCGAAAUCGUCACCGGUCCAGACCUCCGAACUGCAAAGGAGGCCUCGAUCUUUGUCCGAAAACUGCAAUCGAUUUUGCGGUUUGCUGGAGUGACUAAAGGGAACAUGGAACAAGGAUCUUUGCGAUGCGAUUUGAAUGUGUCAAUCAGUCAGUCAGAGAACUCGACGAUCCAAGGCUCAAGAUGUGAAGUAAAAAAUGUGAAUGGAUUCGGACACAUCGAGCAUGCAAUUGAUUUUGAGAUCUCAAGACAGAGAGCCCUGGUGGCCGAAGGACAGCGGGUGGAGAUGGAAACCCGAGGGUUUGAUGUAGCUCGCCGUCAGACGUUCAGGUUACGAGAUAAAGAGAGCCAGACGGAUUAUAGAUAUCUUCCAGACCCAGACCUCCCGCCGAUAAUUUUUCCACCAGCGAUCUUAGAACGAUUGAGAAAUAUGGUGCCCGAGUUGCCUCAUCCCAUGGCAAGACGUCUUCAAGAGUCUUAUGGCCUCAGUAGGACGAUCGCUGAAGUUUUGAUGAUGAUCGGCUCAGAGAGGAUCGAUCAUCUGGCUGACGUAGGCUGUGGUGUGCGAUACUUCGAGGCUGCAAUGGACGCGAGCUCUGUAGAAGUCGAGGGGAAAACGAUGGCUAACUGGAUCGUCCACGAGUUGUUGGGCUUACUGGCUAAAUUUGAAUUGCGAUUUGUUGAUUGUCCUGUCUGUCCGAAAGAAUUCGGCGAAUUGGUGGGACGUGUAUCGAACGGCACACUACUUCGACCGAUAGCACGUGAGAUUUUAUCUGAAGCGAUCAAAACACCAACGAUCUCAUUAAAAGAACGACUCGAAAAAAACCAAAUGAAGAGUCAAAACAACAAGGAGGAGGGCCGAGAUCUGGAGUCUCCAGUGAUUAAGAAAUUAGUCCAAGAGAUCAUGUCAGAGAUGCCCAAAGAGGUCGAAUUGAUCCGAAAUGGACGGCCCCAAAUCAUCGCUAAACUGGUCGGCGAAGGCAUGCGUAGGUCCCAGAAAUCUGUCGAUCCUAGGCUGCUUCGGACAGCUUUUGAAGAGGAACUCUUGCCACAUUCAUCUGCUCAAUCUUCGUGAAAUUAGUCAUUUACAAUCAACUUUUUUGAACUCUUUUUUUCAUUCUAGCUAUGCUUGUCAUAGGUUUAAAGAGUGAACCAGACAGAAUAAUGAAUCACAAUGAAAAAGAAAAAAAAUAAUGCUGUCGUUGGUGAUUUGUGGUAGAUUAUACCCAUUUGCCGUGGUGACUCUUAGGUAUACAAACUCUUUCUGCC